Messenger RNA from Phytophthora sojae, 3462 nucleotides. RefSeq lists its product as hypothetical. Lineage: Eukaryota; Oomycota; Peronosporomycetes; Peronosporales; Peronosporaceae. Bases 1 to 3462 code for a protein of 1153 amino acids. Gene Ontology annotation, cellular component: TRC complex; membrane. Gene Ontology annotation, molecular function: molecular adaptor activity; protein binding. Gene Ontology annotation, biological process: post-translational protein targeting to endoplasmic reticulum membrane. The transcript has 3 exons. The record is from RefSeq and is a predicted model, not a curated record.
AUGGACCCGUCAAAAGUGAUGGAGUUCCUCGGAAGUUUGCCUGAAGCGCAGCAGGAAGAUCUUCUGAACCAAGCCAUGCAUGAGUUUGACGAACAAGCCGAGCAAAUGUCGAACCCGCAAGAGGAACUGAUUCAGCGAUUCAAGAAGAGCCGUGCCACCUACGUCCGACCUGGGGGCAUUUUCGCUGAGCAUUUUCAAGCUGGCAGGAUUCACGCCGGCAGUGUGUGUACAAAGUUUACCACUGGCGAUGCUAAACCAGCGUCAGAGUCGAGAUCGUUGAGGGCUCUCUCGCCUAUGAUUGCCAAGGAGCUGGACCUAGGGACAACGCACCGUGGCCGCUACCUCUGCGGGUGGGUCGCAGUUGAUGACGCGUUCUUCGGUAUUUCUGCGACUUCGCUUCUGCUGGAGGACGUAACGGGCUACUUAGUGGAGAUCGCUGUCUACGGGCUGGUGGAUGACUCACUGUCACUGCAUCAACGACAGGCCUAUCUGGCGAGCCAAUUCCCCAAAGGGAAGUCGAUCGUUGUGGUCGAGCCCUACUAUAAGAUACGCUUGGACGGUUCAUUGGGCAUUCGAGUGGAGGAUCCGGCAGAAAUCGUCCCGUGGAAAGCCGUGCCGACGGACUUGAAGACGUGGAAGAACCUGGGGAACAAGUUUUUCACCGGAUCGACCUCUCAAAGUGCAGCUAGUGGAGCGUUGUCGUGCUACGAGCGUGCUCUUCAAACGGUCCAACCUGAAGCUCACUCGAUGGCCGUCCUACUUAACAACAUCGCCACCUGUCGAUUCAAAAUGGGCGACUCUCCUGCAGCGAUCCAACUUUCGGGGGCAGCGGUGCACAUCAACUCGGGGUACUUCAAAGACGCAGACACAUGGCGAAAGCUCGGAUCCGAGAAAUUUGGACAGGGGGAUUUUCAUGCUGCCGAGGCAUACUAUCGGAAGGGACUGGCGUUGAGUCUGCAGUGCUGUUGUGAUGUAUCGUUAGUGUUGAACAACAUCGCCGCGGUGUAUUUAUCAUUGUCUCGAGAGGCUAGUGGCGUCGUGGGUGUCAGUGUUGGAUCAAAAACUGACAAAGUGAUGCCAUAUCCUGAGGCAGCCCUCCUUAACGGUACUGUUGCCGGUAUCAUUGAUCCUCUCAACUACAAAGCGUGGUCACGUCGAGCGCGAUGUCUGGCGCGAUUGGGAUUUUCGGACGAGGAAUGUCUCGCUGACUUGGAAAAUAUUCGUGCUAACGUCGAGUCUAAUGGUUCGGUACGAAGUGACCGUGCGAAGGAGUUCAAUCGUGGCAUCAGCUCUGAUAUUCAGCAACGAACAAAGCAGCCUGAAGCAGCAAAAGCAGCCCCACACGUCUCUGAUAUCCCCACGCAUGUUCAACAUCAAGAAAACCCGUUCACGACGAUGAUAAACGAAGAAAACGGUGACAUUGACGUCUACAUCGCGCAAAUGGAGUCGGUCGUGAACAUGUCGCGGCUCGCAUACGGAGCGUGGAAAUCUAAUCAAAGACAACAGCAGCAGGAACUUCCUCGCGAGAUGAUGAGGUUUGUGAAGCAGUCGGCUCCUCAGAUCCACACCGAGUUCCCCAAGCAACGUGGUUGGCCUGCCGGGAUUGAUCCAGUAUUCGCUCGAAAAGUGCUCUACCGCGCACACCUGGACGCCACCUCCAGCCCCUGGGUCAGGGCGCUCGCUAUGCGCGACGGCAAUUUUUUCGAGCAGUCGGAUCUUGCGGAUAUGAUCAAGCGGUGGCACGGAACUGCCGCGUUUAAGAUCCUUCGCGACAAAGCUGGCAGCUUGAGAUAUGGUGAUAUUAUCGACUAUCGAGAGGUGGAAAGCAACGUUUUCCCCGCUUACGACGCUCGGAUCCGAUCCAACUUCGCCAACAGCCCGAAUCGUGCUGAGGUCUACACCUUUGGGACGACUCAUAUCGCUAUUGGGUUUAAUGACUUCAGCAGCCUCUUGGCCGCUACACUCCGUGAGGAACUAAACGACGGAAAACCGCUAAGAUUCGUGGGGUUCGAGAUGAGCGAGUUCGCUGUGGCAAAGUGCAAGGUCGUUGCUCAUAUGCUCGGAGCUCCCAGUGUUUCAGUUUCGAGUGUGAUGGAGGUCUGGCUGUCGUCUACGUGGAGUGACAUAACGCUGAAGGACUUUCGAAAGAGUGUGAAUGCGGUGUUGGAGUCAAUGCGCAAGGAACAUGGAGGAAACUCAAAGGUGAUAUCGUAUUUGACUCACUGGGCGUCGAAGCAGCCAAUUUCAGCAGAGAAAGCUCGCUCGGAGUUCUUCUCGACGUUGGAGAAGUAUAACAGCAAGACUGUGGCUUCGCUUUGCUCCUUCCGUCGCGAGAUCGACCGACUCGACUUGGUCCAGUAUGCACUCACUGGUGAAAUUCGAGCGACUCCGACUGUCAAGGACACUAUGAACCAGGAGAAAGUAGCGACAUCGAACACUGGAGCAAUUGGCGCCAAGUCCAUGAAAAAGCGUAACCGGAAGAAAAAGAGUGCAAGCUCCGCUCCUGUGGUUGGAAGCUUGACAAUGUGGACUGUGCCACCGGGAGCUCCACCGCUUGAAGAGGACGUCGCGUUCAACACUGUGGAUUUCAUGAACCUCUUACAGGACUACGCUCAGCGCGAAAAGAACAAGAAGAACUCGGCUGAGAAGCUGUCAGUCGUGGAUCUUUUCAUGAUCCACAUCCUGCGCAACCUCCAGCGUCUGUGCGACUUGAUGCUGUCCAAUAAGUUGACGAUCGAGGUGCACUACGGUGUGGUCAAAGCUGUCCGAGGGGAAGGCGCGACUGACCCCGAGAACAGAAAACUAUUGGAACGGAUUGCAGCGCUGCGGCCGUACACGAUUUCGUGGUCGAACGUUCUCGACUAUUUCACGCCCGAGGACUUCCACGAUCUCGCGCGUCGGUGCUCGAUGCACGGCGACUGUCUGCACUAUGGCUACAGCAUGAACUGGCCCACGCAAGUCUUCGGAGCAUCUAUUAUCGACUACGACCCAGAACACGACAAACCGUUGAUUGACAUGGUGCUGGAUGCUGCUCUUGGCUUCCAGAACGAGUCGAAGAUGCCGUCGGCUAUGGCGAUGGUGAAUAUGUUCAAGGUCUCGGGGCUGGACAAGAUGCUCUACGUGCCCUUCCGCGACAACCCGCUCAACAGCACGGGGUACGUCCUCGCAGCGAGGUUCAAGCAGAAGUGGGUGGAUCAUUUCAUGAAAAAGGGCGAGUUGACGAUGAUGGCGGUCGAGCGACUGGGAGGGCUGUGCACUCGGGUCAAUUCCGGGCUGCAGAAGGGAGAAAUGUCCCUGGGAAUGCCGAGUCCGUUGUACCGUACGUCGCUGACGCUGUACAUGAGCUGGUGCUACGACCCCACGUUACGACUGCAGCCGGCGAAUGACCCUUUUGCAGUGGGGGCUGCCACCGACACGGCGACGCUGGCGGAGUUGAUGAAGAACACGAGAGUCAAUUCGUGA